Messenger RNA from Sorghum bicolor (sorghum), 2430 nucleotides. RefSeq names its product potassium channel KAT4. NCBI's taxonomy places the organism in Eukaryota, Viridiplantae, Streptophyta, Magnoliopsida, Poales, Poaceae. The record is from RefSeq and is a predicted model, not a curated record. The transcript has a single exon. Gene Ontology annotation, biological process: potassium ion transport; transmembrane transport. Bases 306 to 2111 code for a protein of 601 amino acids. Gene Ontology annotation, cellular component: membrane. Gene Ontology annotation, molecular function: voltage-gated potassium channel activity.
UAGCAUUAUUCAUAUUAAUAAGAAGGAAUAUAGACUCUUGGAAUUGCUUUUAUACUAUCCAAACAUGUCCUUAAAAGUACCGGAGAUCCAACGAAUAUUAGAACUACUAGGCAACGUGGGAAAAUACGGUGCCAGAGUUCAACCUGCAAAGAAGAAAUGAUUUGUCCGCACCGAGACCAAUACGAACAACGUAUUGGUAUGGAAUUCGGUGGUACACAAUUGAUCCCAUGUAUGAUGCGUCCCUAUAAGUACACCGCAAACUGCAGCCGGUGGCUGAGGUUUUGGUCGUCGCGCAGGCGCUGUGCAUGCGCUCGUCGGCGGCGGCGCAGCCGCUCGUCGAGCCCGGCGCCGCCGCUGGCUACGGCUGGUGGCAGGCGCUUCUCGUCGCGCCCGUGCUCUACUCGGCGUGGGCGUCGCCGUUCGAGCUGGCCGUGGAGAGGGCGGCCACGUUGCCGCUCCUCGUCGCAGACAUGGUCGCCGACGUGUUCUUUGCCGUCGACAUCGCCGCCUCCAUCUUCGUCGCGUGCCUUAAACCCCGCGGUUCGUCGUCCACUGCCAGUCUCUUCUACGACGACCGCAAGAAGGCCGACGUGAGGCACCUGCGCCUGCGCCCGUGGACGCUCGCGAUGGACGUGGCCUCGACGAUCCCGUUCCAGGCGAUCUACCACCUGGCCGCCGCCGCCUGGGGCGCUGCCGCCGCGUGGUCGUCGCCGUUCCGUUUCCUGAGCCUCCUCCGUCUGUGGCGGCUGCGGCGCGUCAGCGAGCUCUUCGCGAAGCUGGAGAAGGACGUCCGCCUCAACUACUCCUGGACGCGGCUCGUCAAGCUCGUCGGCGUGACGCUCCUGGCGGUGCACGCCGCGGCGUGCGUCCACCUGUGGAUGGCCUCGCACUACAGCGGGCCCAAGGAGCGCACGUGGCUCGGCCGCGGCUUCGAGACCCGCAGCGUCUGGGCCGGGUACACCCGCGCCGUGUACUGGUCCGUCGCCACGCUCACCACCGUCGGCUACGGCGACCUGCACCCCGCCAACCCCGGCGAGAUGGCGUUCGCCGUCUUGUACGUGCUCUUCAACCUGGGCCUCGGCGCGUACAUCGUCGGCAACACGACCAACCUCGCCGCGAGCGGCUCCACGGCCGCGCUCGCGCUGCGGGACACGCUGCGCGGCGUCUCCAUGUUCGGGGCCGUGAACCGGCUGCCGGAGGCGCUGACGGAGCAGAUGGCGGAGACCGUGCAGCUCAACUUCGACAUGACGGAGCAGCUGCUACAGCACCAGCAGCUUCUGUCCGAGAUGCCUAGGGCCGUGCGGUCGGGGAUCGCGCAGCACCUGUUCCGGGACACCGUCGAGGGCGCCUACCUGUUCCGGGGCGUCUCCGAGGGCCUCGUCGCCGACCUCGUCGCCGACGCGACGGCGCAGUUCUUCCCGGCCAAGGCCGACAUUGUCAAGCAGAACGAGACCCCGACGGAGUGCUACAUCAUCGUGUCCGGCUCCGUCGACGUCUUGACGAUGACGACUGCUGCCGACGGGACGGAGACGGAGACAGUCGUAUCAAGGGCAUGUCGGUGCGGCAUCGCCGGCGAGAUCGGCGUGAUGCUCAACAUCCCACAGCCGUUCACCGUCCGGUGCAGGAGGCUCACGCAGGCCGUGCGCGUCAGCCAAGGCCACCUUCUGCGGGUAGUCCGGCCGCACACCGCCGACGCCGCCAGGGUGUUGUGCAACUUCGUUCAGCACCUUGGGUCUCCCGUGUGGAAAGUUGCAAGGGAAGAAGCGCCAUUAUUCAGGGAGAUCGCAGAUCAGAUUGAGGCCGAGGCCGCCACCGCAGCGUCAAUGUCGGGGCGGCGGACGAGCGAGAUGUUCGAGCCGGAGGGACUGGAAGAGGCUGACGAUGAGCUGAGAAUGUCGCUGCGUAGAGAGGCCAAGCGGCGAGUGGUUAUCCAUCACAAGUCUGAAAAUGCUGCAGGGAAGCUUUUAUGCCUUCCUGGUUCCAUGCGGGAGCUGAGGAGUGUUGCGGAGGCCAAGUUCAGGAAGGUGGUGACGACGGUGCUCACCGUCGACGGCGCCGAAGUUGAGGGCAUCGACGUGCUAAGAGAUGGAGAUCACUUGGUCGUAUGCUAGUCCUUUGCAAAAUAAGAACGCACACGUAUAUACCUGUGUUGACACCCAAAAGUGUGCCAAACGAGGAUUUGGGCCACAUCGUCAAUAAGUUCGUGGCAUCAAAGAGGAUCUUGGAAAAUAUUUGGUGCGACAAAAAUCAAAGCAUAUAAGCAAGAGAGAGUACAAAAUUGGGCUUGCUCUGUCUAAACCGGCUAGGCCAGUUUUCCUGUUAGUGUGGGUCAGUUAGAGAGCCAGCAGGCCCUGUGAAAAAAAAACCACUGUCAAUUUCAAACCAAUUUGUUUUCAAAUUGGUUUUGAAUCUAUUUUUCGACAUAGGAAA